UAAACAAAGAACUAUGGCGGCUAGUGUUUAAAGUUUGCUAGACCGGCAACUCAUUUUUUAUUGUGUUUGUUUUAUUUUUUUAUCUCAUUCUUCCUCAUUUUUUAUUAUUUUUUUAGGCCUCUCUACUGAGGCGACGUCAUUUGAAAAAUCAACUCAUAACGGUAUCGAUAUAAUGUUGCCCAUUUGGCUGUGCGAGAUUCCGUGGAACUAGUCGGUGAUUCUGUCAACCUGAAAAUGAAGUGGUAUGCGAAGGUUUUGGUCAAACAUCCCUUUGCAGUGUUGGCUGUUGUUGCUGUUUUUUCAGGAAUAUGUUUCAUAGUUCCAUUUAGCACUGAAAAGAUACCAUCAUUUACUGAUCCAACUCUGGGAUUUGAAACUAGAGGUACCCCAAUUUCUGAGAGAAUAACAGCAUGGAAAAACAUUGAAGAAGCCACCAGGCCAUCUGGUUCAUUGACAUCAAACCCAAGUGAACUAUCGCUGACAUCCAGUAUUGACUUGAAUCCAGAUAAUGCAACGGAAGAAGCAUCUACGUCAUAUCCCCAAGAAUCUUCAACUUCUCGAAGAAAGGGUCCAAAACAGAAAAAGAAGAAAAAGAUUGAUACUUAUGUGACUCCUCCUGCUUUUGUGGUACCAUCUGACACCUAUGAUCGGGAACAGCACUCAAACUGGACUUUUGGUGUGAACGUGUCUGAGGCUCAACCUGAUUAUGGCAAUGCAUCUGAGCCAUGGAAAACUUUGAGAGAUGAGCUGAGUGAAAAAAAACUGUCUUCAGGUCAUGAUCAUGACCAUUUCUCAAGAGAUGGAUUUUUCUGUGGUGCCCCUAGCCCCGAAUACUCACACAUGGUUUUGUCUACAACUGAUGGAUCAGAUUUACUGUCUCUUGCUGCUCUACAUUCAGCUUGCCGAUUAGAUCAUGUACUUCGAGAAACACCACAUUUUCCUUCAAACUGUCAGACUUCUACAGCCAAUUCCUGUUGUCGCUCUUGGACUUUACACAACUAUGUAGCUGUUCUACAUGGUCACUCUGACUGUCUUCAAAUAAAGGAACAUGAUGUAGAGAAGACAAGGGAAUUACUCAUAGACUGUGCCCAGUAUUAUCAUGAUCUGAAACUACCUGAAGACUGUCAAGAAGACAAGUUCAAUGCAGCUGCAGGUUGUUUAGUUGUACCUCCACAUUGCACCAAGAAUAAUGCUGUAUACAAUAUUAUGCAUUAUCUUGUUGAUGUUGAUUUCCUUCCUCCCAAGAACAUCAGCCAAGUUUUUGUCAAACAUUCCAUGAUUUUCCUUCCAAUGGCUCGCUCUUCUGCCAUGAUGCCAUACUAUAGGGCUAUGUACUCAAAAGCACUAAGAUUUGGAAAUGUAGAAGUGUCCGCAAUGGAUCUUGGCCUCAAGACUAUACUAUUUGAUGAGAGCCUUGUGUGGGAUACAUGGCUCAUUUCGCUAGGAGCUCUUUGUGUCUUCUUUUGUAUGUGGCUGUACACUGGGUCGUUCCUUGUCACAUUUAUGGCCAUAAUUGCUAUUGGUCUUUCCCUUGGGAUUUCAUACUUCUGUUACACCAAUGUCUUUGGGUUGCACUUUUUUCCCUUCAUGAACCUCCUUGCAUGUGUUGUAGCAGUUGGAAUUGGAGCUGAUGAUGCAUUCAUUUUUUGUAAAAUGUGGACAUGCAUUAAAACUGAAAAAGCAAGUGCAUCACUACAACAAAUUCUUCAAGAAACCAUGAACCAUGCUCUUUUGUCAAUGUUCAUUACUUCCUUCACAACUGCUGUAGCAUUUUUAUCCUCAUUUGUCAGUGCAAUAACAGCAAUUCGCUGUUUUAGCAUAUUUGCUGGUAUGGCAGUGAUUGCCAACCUCCUCCUGAUGGUGACGUGGCUGCCAGCAUGUGUUAUCAUUUCGGAGCAGUCAAUUUUUCCAAAUUUUACUUGGCCUCCUCUGAGAUACCUCCUGCAACACCUUGUUUCACUCCUGCAGCGCAUCAGCAGCAGUUUUGAGCGUAUCAGAAGCAGUUUUGAUCGGGGUCUUGUUUUUUUAGUGGUGAGGUGCCCCAUUCUGUGGGUUGUGGUUCUGGGAAGUAUAGCUAUUGGAAGCUGUAUCUGUGUGCUCUACUACCCUGGUCUUCAACUACCCAAAUCGCCUGACUUUCAGCUGUUCAGUAGCUCUCACCCAUUUGAGCAAUAUGAUGCUGUUUUCAGAGAGAAAUUUUGGUUCGAAAGGCUAGAAAAGCAUUCAAUGGCUAAUAUCAAACUACCUCUGAGAUUUGUUUGGGGAGUGAAACCAAUUGAUUCAGGGAACUACUAUGAUCCAUAUUCCAAAGGAAAACUUCAAUUUGACAACACUUUUGAUAUGGCAGAUGCUGAUUCUCAACUUUGGUUGAAACAAUUUUGUGGCAAAGUUAGGAAACAGGCCUUUUACCAAUCUACCACUGGACCUUUGCUACCGAACUGUUUCAUUGAAAGUCUGGAAACAUGGAUGACUCGACGCUGCAAAGACCCUGUGGACAAUAUUGAUCGUAGUCCAUGCUGUGAGAUUUUGUCUUUACCUUAUAAGCGGUCUGUUUUUAAAAAGUGUACCAUCCAAGCAAUGGCCAGUCUGUAUCGCACACCUCAGAACUUGUUUGAACCUGGUUUAGCUGGUCCAAAGUUCUCAAAGAAUUUAACACACCCUAAAAUUCGAGUUGUUAUUGUGGAAUAUGAUAGCAAAUAUUCUUACUUGGAGUCAUUUGAACAAAUGAAUGAUUUCUAUGAGGAGGUGGAAAACUGGAUGCAGGAAGAGUUGAAGAGUGCCCCUCCUGGAAUGCGUAAUGGAUGGUUUGUAACUGACCUACAUUUUUAUGAUCUUCAGAAAACUAUUUCUGAUAGCACUGUCUCUGCCCUGUUAAUAUCAAUGGCAAUGUCUCUUUUUGUCUUGUUUGCUGUCACUUUGGACACCCUGGUAUCAUUAUUUGCUGUUCUAUCUGUAACAAGUACCAUUUUUGUGACAAUGGCCAUUCUCUUGUUGUGUGGCUGGGAACUGAAUGUUUUAGAAUCAGUUGCAAUCAGUACAUCUAUUGGCCUUGCAGUAGAUUUUAGCCUACACUACAGUGUCAGUUAUAGAUUGGCCCCCAACAAUGCCAGCCGAGAAGAAGCUGUGAAAUGUGCCCUGCAUAGAAUGGGUGGGCCUACCGCAAUGGGUGCUUUGACCACGGGAAUCGCCGGCGUGUUCAUGCUGCCGUCGUCAGUGUUGGCUUACAUUCAAAUUGGAAUGUUCCUUGUCAUUAUAAUGUGCGUAAGUUGGACUUAUUCAACAUUUUUCCUCAUGCCACUUCUUUGCAUUAUUGGUCCUAGGCAUGGAUUUGGUCAGUUCUCAUAUGAUAGUUUUCUUUGUUGCCUAUGCAAAAGGAGAGGUCUUAGCCAAACUCCAAGUGGUGUGAACAGGUCAAACAAAUCUAUGUAUGGCAAUGUUUUGUCUGAAUCAACGUUAUCAGCUUCAAGCACGACCUAUCCGUUGCAUACAAGUGGGAGUGAAGGCCAUGAACUUGAUGCAUUUACACAUUCUGCCAGAAGACCCUCACAGCCAAGAGGAAGAUCAGGAAGCCUUUAUACUGCUCGGCCAUCUAACAGGGCAACAUCGGAUCAAUCCCCAUCAGCUACCAGUGCAUGCACAGUGAUUCUGUGUGAUGAUGUUGACCUUAGUAGACAGCAUAUGUAACAAGACAUAGUGUUGUUAAGGUUUUACCAGACUCUUGAUGUACAUAUAACAACAACAAUAAUUUUAGGUCUAAAGCUAAAAUUUGUACCUGUUGGUUUCCCUAUAUGAGUUUUAUUUACAUUGAGAAGGACUCCUGAGUGAAGUGCAAAGAUUAUCACAUAAAUAUUUAUGUUUAAAGGAGUGUUGAUCUCAUUGUAUUCUCUGUGAUUGUGAUUUAUUAUUAUUAUUUCAACCUUCAAUUGCUAAUCAGUAUGUAUUUACCCUAUGUCAUGUUAAAAUUGUUGUUUUAUGAGCUAAAGCAAGUUGUAUUUUGUCUCAAGAUUGUCAGUAGGAGUUCCUUUCUGACAUGUUUGUUCUUUGACAUUGCUGAUGCCUUUUCCAAGUUUAUGAUGAAACUUCAUGGUUUUGCAUGCUCAAUUGCUCUGCUUGUUUUAGGGGAAGUGUUGGUUGUAUCAUAGUCUAUUUGUGGCUUGCCUUUACGUUUGGCAGACAGUGUCUCAGUUGUCCUGAAUGAUAGGAGUUGAAUGAUAGGAACAUAUCUUAAGCAUGAUAUAUGGCUUCAUACCGUAUAUGUUUUAUAUGUAGUGUCUAGAAGCAAGAAUGAAGUUAGCUCAGUUGCUGGUCAACUGUUUGUGAAUGGUUUUAGUUCUUCAAUCUGUGAAAAAUAUGUAAGAAGUUAAUAAUUUAGAAGAAUAGUGAAGUGAUCUUGAUGAGAGCUUUUUUAAAUUUUACAUUUCCUCCUCAAAAUCAACUAUUUCUUUAUUGAUAUUUUCUUCAGACAACCUAACAAUUAAUUCUAUGGUCUGUAUGUUGACUGUAUGUUGAGGUCCUUUUGACUUCCAAUUUGAUUUUGUGAUUUGGGUAAAGGUGCCAAAAGAAGAAUUGAAAAGAGUUUUAUAUUCAAAAGUAACUGUACAGGAAUGAUGUUCUAUUUUCAAAUGCAUUCUAGAUAAGGCGCAGGUUCUUAAUUAUUGUUUACUAAUUUUGAAGUUGAUUGAGGAGGAAAUUUUAUGUUGGCGAGCACCCUUUUUAUUGAUGUAUAGAGGCGCUCAGGACAAAACUCUUUUAUUUGGAUAACAUAAACAGAUUCUAUUUAAUGUUGGUCUUAACCUUGUGGGAUAUUCCAUAGUGUUUUAAAAUGUCAAUGUUAUUUUGACUAAGGGUUAAUAUAAAGCCACUUUUUUAUUUUCAAAGUUUAUAGUUGGUGUUUGCAUUACUACCUUGUGGAUGGUUAAUGCUACCACUUUUCAUUGAAUGUGACACGCAUGGCUAAUAUCGUGAAGAACUACUGAGAGUAGUGUCAUGAUCAUUACCUUCUGCAAUAGUUGAUUUAAAUAGCUAUCUUGAAUUGCAACUGUGAAACAUUGCAAUUCUAGGCAAAUUGUUAGAGGAAUGUUUCCUCUUUCAUUGGUGUCAUUUUUUUAAAAGCCAUUAUGACUAUUACGCUUGCUGUUAUCUUGCCUUAAGAAUUAGUGGCAAGAUAACUGAUUGUUAAGGGUAGAAAUGUAUGUUGUCAUUGAGUGAGGCUUAAGUUAUAUUUUUUAAUCAAAAGUGAGAAAUAUUUUUCAUAUUUAUAAGUUUUAAGUGAAUCAAUCAGUGUCCAUAAGACAAUAAUACCUUUGUUUUUAUUUUUAAAAACUUUUCUCUAAUUGUACUUUUAAGUGUAUUUGAGGUUUGAAGAGACAUUAUUUUCUGUGAUGUUUUUGGUGACUGUUUUGGUUUUAGCAUUGUAUGUUGAUCCUCUGAUGGAUCACAGCUUGUAGAAUCACCUUCUGGUGAAAACUUUAUUUUUGAGAUUGGAUAGAAAAUACUUAAGACUUCUAAAUUAUUCAUGAGGCUUCUUGUUCAUGUUUUGCAUUUCUCUUGAGCUAUGACAAGAUGCUGUCUGAGACAGACAGCCGUCGUGAACGUCCCGACAUGAUAUGCGAGCAUUUUACAUUAAAUAGAAACUGAAAAUUGUAUGUUUAAAAACACCUUGUAGCGAAAAAAUGUGUUCUUUUUGAUGCGGUCUCUAUAGCUGCAAACCAUAGAGAAACAAUUUUCGGGGUGGUUUAUAAAUCAUGCACAUGAGUUUUGUUCCUCUCUUAUGUUGCUUGUGUGUCUUUGAAUCUAUCCUGAAUUUGCUCUCAGCAGUUUUCUGUAGCAGCUGCUCUUAGGUGUCGUGCAAUUUUUCUGAAGGUUCUGCCCUUGAAUUGGGUCUUAAAUCUUAAAAGUAAUAAUGCCUUCCCAUUAUUAUUUGGAAUCAUUGAAAAGUCCAUUAUAGUAACUAUAUGUAUUUGAAAACAUAGUGAAACUCAUUUGAAUUGAAAUUUGAAGGCUUGUCAUUUAUUAGUUCAUAGAAGCUCAUUCAUCAAUCUAGUUUUAUAAAUCUAAAAAGAAUCAGUGUAGUGAACUAUAUAGAUGUAGAAGCAAGAACCAUGAGCAUAUAGCAUUAAUAUGUGUGGAUUGAUAUUUUUUUAUGGAACUUAUGAAGCAUCAUCUGUGUUAAAUAUUCUCUAAGAGAAGCUUGCAAUUUAAUAUAAGUGUCUGUAGUUGAUAGAUGAUACUUGUACAAACUGCAUAGGAUCUCCGUUUAUACCAGGUAAAUAUUAACAUUGCAAUUUACCUGCUCUUGUGAUAUCAAGCGAAGGCAUAAUCAAGUUCUAUUUGUGCGCUCAUUUGUCUUUAAUGUUUGUUUCCGUAACCUUCUCAACAUUCUCGUAUACACUCAGUUUUAGCACCCAGUGUAUCAAAUCUUUGUUAGAUUCUUGGAUUAGGACUGUGAGCCAUACUGUAUUUACUGUUGGUUUGUACUCCACAUAAUCUGGCUUUAGUGCAAAUCUCAUGUAAGGAUAUUGAAUUGGGCCUGAAAGGACAAAAUGAAGGCAUGUAUUUCUCCAUGCCACUCACAUUAUAGUCUGGUCCUCGUAAAUGAAACACUUUAGAAACUAUUGCCAUUUUGUGAGAACUGAUUUUUUUUGUUAUUACUUUUAUUAGUAUUGUUGUUGUGUGUAUACUAUAAUCGUAACCAUGUAAGACUUCUAAUUAAGAAUGGUAUGUGAGAUUUGAAACUGUUCUCCAGAUAAAUGCGCUCAGGCACUGGAGCUGAGGAGGGGAAUGUCAGUCAGUUCUUUUUUUUUGUAUGGCCCAAUCAACUGUCAAUCCCAGCUCUUGCCUCUGUAUUUUUCUUUCCCAAAUAAGUUAGAAAGCUUAAUUGUGUUUUCUUCGCAGCAUUUGUGUCUUUGCAGACAACAAACAACUUUUUCUUAUAUUUGUAACUGUGUACCUUUAUCUUAUAAAAUGUUCCCAGACUGACCUUACGACAGCUCAAUUCUUGCAAGUGCUCCUUUACGAUGUCAUUUUAAGAAAUUUAACUCUAAAUUUGAACAGAACGCACAAGAUAGGGGUGAAUGGUGUCAUAUCCGAGGAAUUGAUUACUUUGUAAUGAUCUGGUUAGUUUAAGGUUUGAAUUACAAGCUGGAAUAAGAAUUGGUUCUGUCAUCCCUCUAAGACCUUAAAACUUAUUGCCUCACCCAUUAUUUUGAAUUGCCAAUGUUGGCAAGGAUUUCUUUUCCCAAAGAAAAGGGGAUUUACCUUGUUCAUGUGUGUGUAUUCAAAGCUAAAAAUUUGUAUCCUACAUAUAUACAUAUAUCUAUAUGAUUGUGGAUUAAUUGUGUUAUUGUUGCUACUCAAUGGAAGAUGUGUGUUUAACUAUCAGACACUAGAACUGUCAAUUCUCUUGUUUCCUGUUAAUUUCUCUUUGUAACAAAUAGGAGUGAUGAAUGAAAUGCUUCAUCAGUUCCUGUUAAAACCCCUUACUCACAAAAUACUUACUACUUGCAAGUGCUUGGAGUGCUCAUUGUGGAAAUAAAGGUAUUUUGUACAUAAA
Molecule: messenger RNA, 7552 nt
Organism: Thrips palmi
Lineage: Eukaryota; Metazoa; Arthropoda; Insecta; Thysanoptera; Thripidae
Gene: disp
Product: protein dispatched
Exons: 16
Coding region: 235-3684 (1149 amino acids)
Cellular component (GO): membrane
Source: RefSeq, a predicted model, not a curated record